AUGCAUGUUGUGUCGUCCCCCCCAACCCCAGAGAAGCUGCUGUUGCCAGUGCUGCCGCGGUCCCCGGUCCUGCGGGCCUGCAGCAUCCCCGUCCCCCCCCACCGCUCCCCCGUGCAGGCCUGGGUGGAGUCGCUGCGGCAUCACGAUGACGAACACCAGGGCCUGACCGAUCUUCAUCCCGAUGUCUUCGCUGUCAGGCCCAGGCUCGACAUCCUGCACAUGGUGGCCAUGUGGCAGAAGAAUUUCAAGAGGAUCAGCUACGCCAAGGUGAAGACGCGGGCGGAGGUGCGGGGGGGUGGCAGGAAGCCGUGGCGGCAGAAGGGAUCGGGUCGAGCCCGGCACGGCAGCAUCCGCUCGCCCCUGUGGCGCGGGGGGGGCAUCGCCCACGGGCCGCGGGGUCCCACCAGCUACUACUACAUGCUGCCCAUGAAGGUGCGAGUGCUGGGGCUGAAGGUGGCACUGACGGUGAAGCUGAUGCAGGAUGACCUUCACAUCGUCGACAGCCUGGAGAUACCCACUGCUGAUCCCCAGUAUCUGGUGGACCUGGCACAGUACCGGCACUGGGGCCGCUCCGUCCUCAUCGUCGACGUCAACAAGAUGCCGGAGAACAUCGAAACUGCCACAGCCAGUUUGAAAACCAUCAACCUGAUCCCAGCGUUAGGUCUCAAUGUGCACAGCAUGCUGAAGCAUGAGACGCUGGUGCUCACGUUGGACACCGUCACCUUCCUGGAGAAGAAGCUGCUGUGGCACGACACCCGUUACUCGGCGCUCUACCCCUUCUCCAUGCCCUACAGUGACUUCCCCUAGCCCCCCCUCCCCGGCCAGGGUGAGACCACCCCCCCAGGCAGGAUCUGGCCCCCCCCCUGGCAGAAUCCAGCCCCCAUCUCUUUGGAAAGGAUUUUUGGGGGAGCACCACGCGCUGCCGUGGCCAUUAAAGACUGUGGGGUGCUGUGUGGAUUCAGUGUCUGUGGGUGGCCGGGAUUUUCAGGGCCACC
This is a messenger RNA of Haliaeetus leucocephalus (bald eagle), 995 nucleotides long. RefSeq names its product mitochondrial ribosomal protein L4 (gene MRPL4). Gene Ontology annotation, biological process: translation. Gene Ontology annotation, molecular function: structural constituent of ribosome. Bases 1 to 807 code for a protein of 268 amino acids. Gene Ontology annotation, cellular component: ribosome. Lineage: Eukaryota; Metazoa; Chordata; Aves; Accipitriformes; Accipitridae. The record is from RefSeq and is a predicted model, not a curated record. The transcript is spliced from 8 exons.